This is a messenger RNA of Monopterus albus (swamp eel), 4828 nucleotides long. It is a transcript of the gene june, whose product is annotated as JunE proto-oncogene, AP-1 transcription factor subunit. The record is from RefSeq and is a predicted model, not a curated record. The transcript has a single exon. Gene Ontology annotation, cellular component: transcription regulator complex. Gene Ontology annotation, biological process: regulation of transcription by RNA polymerase II; regulation of cell population proliferation; regulation of cell cycle. NCBI's taxonomy places the organism in Eukaryota, Metazoa, Chordata, Actinopteri, Synbranchiformes, Synbranchidae. Gene Ontology annotation, molecular function: DNA-binding transcription factor activity, RNA polymerase II-specific; RNA polymerase II cis-regulatory region sequence-specific DNA binding; transcription factor binding. Bases 171 to 1220 code for a protein of 349 amino acids.
UUUGUUUUUCCUGCAGGGACUUGUCUUCUGUUCUUCUUCCCUUUGUUUCUUCUUCUUCUGUUCAUCCUGCCUUCAUCCUUCAGCUGCCAACGUCAGUGGAACGUUUCAAUCUCCUCUGAUAUUUGGGUUAAUCUGAUUAUGGAGAUUUCUUCUGAGACGCGUCCUCGUCAAUGAUAGAUAAGAUGGAGACUCCCUUUUACCACGACGAUUCCCCUGCCAUUCCUGGCUAUGGACAGGUCACUGAGUAUGAGCGUUACCCAGGAAACAAGAUGUUGUUGAGUAAGAAGGCCAUGUCAGUGGUGGGCAGCCAUCACUUUCCUGGCGGUGGUGGUGGUGCAGCAGGAGGGAGAGGUGGGAACCCCAACAACCUGGGGCUUGCUGGCAACAGCACCCUGAUGACAUCAGCUGCAUCCUCAGUGGCAUCCUCGGCAGACAUGAACCUGUUGAAGCUGGCGUCCCCUGACCUGGAGCACCUGAUCAUCCAGUCCAACCAGGGGUUGGUCACCACCAGUCCUGUGUCCAACUCCACCAACCCCUUCAUCUACCGCAGCCAGGCAACCAAUGAGCAAGAAGGAUUCGCUGAUGGCUUUGUCAAAGCACUGGCAGAUCUUCACAAGCAGAACCAGCUGGUGGGAGGUGGUCCCAUGUCCCCGCCCUCGUCCUCCACUGUCUCCCUGCAGACAUCCUACCAGAGGAAUCUUAUGUCCAGCGGUGACAUGCCCAUAUACACCAACCUCAGCAGCUACAACCCUGGUCAGAUGCAAUACUCAGGUGGGCAGUUAGCAUAUGGUGGUGGCUCAGGCCAUGGCAGCGGUGGAGCCCCUCAUUCACACACCCGAGUCCUGGACACUCCUCAGACAGUCCCUGAGGUGCCUCACCCACCGGGCGACCCCAUGUCUCCACCAUCCCUUUCCCCGAUUGACCUGGAGACACAGGAACGAAUCAAAGCUGAACGUAAGAAGCUCCGCAAUCGCAUUGCAGCAUCCAAGUGUCGCAAACGGAAGCUGGAGCGGAUCUCGCGGCUGGAGGAGAAGGUGAAGGUUCUGAAGAGCCAAAACUCAGACCUGGCUUCCACCGCUGCCAUGCUGAGGGAGCAGGUUGCUCAACUCAAACAGAAAGUCAUGAGUCACGUCACCAAUGGCUGCCAAAUUGCUGUUGGGUCAGCUGCCCCCACCAAGUCCAGUGGGGGAGGGGGAUGCAGCGAGGACUCCAGCUGCUGAGGAGGCAGGACAACAGGGGAAUGACUUUCAGAUAAUGAGCAAAGAAGCCAAGGGAUUACUUUCACAAUUUGCGCUUUUUGCUUGUGCUCUUGGUCAAAGCGAGCAGAGAAUGAACUGCUCGGAGUCAGUGAUGCCUCAACAGGACAGAUAGAUGUUUAAUAAGAAUUUAGGUUGGCAGACAGUCCCCGUAAACCACUGUCAAUCAUUCAACCAGAGGAGGUGGAGUUUAGUGAUAAGAGGAAGCAGGAGAAGGGAUGGAUUUCUGACAUGAGCAAAGUUAAAAACUUUAGACAAUUUGGAAUUUUGACAGUGAGUUUGUAAAGAAGAGAUGGUGAUGGAUUCAAUUUAUACAGACUGUUCAGCAGCAGUUUCACACUCACAGGUGUGUGUGUUGAACAAACACAACUCUGAAACACCAGUUGCUGCAAAAAAAAAAAAAAAACUUUGUAGUUUUGCACAAUUUGAACAACUAAUGACAAUAUUCUUUAUUUUCAGAUGUCAUUUCAUCUCAGCAAAUAAACUGUAAUGGAAACAGAGGAAAUUAUUUUCCACCAGUGGUAAAUUGAAUCAGAGUCAAAAUGAUUGCUCCUAAAGCAACUUCAGUUGAUUCAGUCAUCGACAGUAUAUGGGAAGCCAUCGUGUUCUCAUUCUCAGGGUGUCAAAUACUGACAUUUUGUUGAGUACUUUUUACAUCUCAUACUGACGCUAUAGGCCGUCUUUGGUGUCCAUAUAUUGUGACAUGCUCUGGGUUUUCACUGCUUCCAUCUGUACACAAAGUGAAAAUGGUUAGGCACAGAAAAACAAACUAACUAGUUUGUUUUUUUAGUGAAAAAAUUUGGGGCUUAGUGAUUAAAAAACAUUUCCUGGACACAAGCUCCGCUCUCCUGUGGGAAAGUUCCACGUUUUAUUUGAGGCACUAGCCACCUCCUUAUGUGGUCUUUCUCCCUUCAUAUACCACGAUCUUGACCUGGGUGUCAAAACUGAUGCGAGUGGAUGCUAACGGUGCUUGUCAUAUCAUCAGAAUUUGAUGCUCUGGGAAUGAGGAUGGGCUCAAAUGGCUAAUGCUGCAGUUUUUUUUUUUUUGUAAUCUAGUUGCUGUAAUCCCUUUACCUAUAUUUCACUGUGCAUGGAUGAAGAUAAAAAACCCUCAAUGUACUAAAAUUUACAGUUGCCCAGCUGUUUAGCAUUUCAUCUGUCGCUGGCAGAAAUGUUUCUCAGACAUUUUUUCAAUUUCAGUUCUGCCGGCAAGGACAGGUGCGUCUGUUUUCAGUUGAUGUGUACACAAAUGACUUUUAAACUCUGUUUUAACAUCAAAUUUUUAUUCUUUAUACUUUUCAGCAAGUUUCACUUUAAACAGCAGAUUUAGAUUUUUUUUAUACUCAAGGUGUAUUUGACUGGCAGUUGACUAAUUUUCUGCAGCAGAAAAAAAAUAUUUGACUUAAAUGAAAAAUGAAAAAGACUGUUAUUGUGAACGUGAAGUGUUUUAUAUCUUCUUUAUUCUAAUUUUAUAACAAUACUGUGUAAACAUGAUAAACCUGUUGAAUAAUAUCCUGAAUAGUAAUGUUAAUAUUAAUCUCCCUGUUAUUCCAUUUCUGCAAUGUAAAAAAAUCUGUUCACAUAAGUGGAUUCAUUUGGUUUGUUUCUUUGCAGGUUGCACAGAAGCCCAUUUCUGGCAGGAAAACAGAAACAUACAUGAAGCUUCAGAAAUAAUGAAAAUUAAUUUCAUGUGAAGUCACACUUCUGACUUUGUAUCAUUAUUUUACUUAGCAGUUAUUGUGACUUUAGGAAGUCAUAUUCUUGCCUAGUUUCUUUUUCUCAUUCUUAGUGUUUCAUCUUUUUUACCUCUUAGUAAUGAAGGACUUUCACGUUUCUAACAGGAAGACAAAUUCAUCUGCUGCUUGUUUUGUUGCACAGAAAAUCAUUUUAAGGAAGACUGAGGCUGACUGCAAAAAAGUUAUUGUAGUUGGCUAUAAAAUGUGUUUCUUCUGCUUUAGGAAGAACAAGCCUUCAAGACCAAGAUUUAACUUGAAUUACUUGAUGAAUUGAAUAAAUUUUAUCAUGUAAAAAACCCCACCUGGAAACAAAGAGUGUGAUCUUGAAUGCACACUACCAGUCAAAAGUUUGGACAUACUUUGCCAUUCAGUUCAGUGGUAAAGUGUGUCCAAACCUUUGACUGGUAGUGUGCUUCAAAAUGUAUAUCAGGGAAAACUCUCACAGAGCUGCAGGCAAAAAAAUAAUACACCCUGGGUUGUAUAUAUUUAUUUGAAAAUAAUGUUCAUUGAGCUAAAUAUUCUUAAAGGGUUUCCUGAAGGGUUUCUGACAUCCUUGACAGGUUUCCUAAGGUUCUUGAGGAGGCUCCAGGGAUCCUUGAGGGCAGGUUGUAGAGGUUCGUAAGGAGGUUUCUUGAAGGGGUUCCUAAUGUCCCGGAGAAGAGAAGAAGGGCCUUGUUGUUUAACUAUCAAACUUAGCUUUGUUUCAGGUGUCCACAUGUACAGUAUAAUUUGAGCAGACACCUGACAGACCAUUAGAAACCAGAAGUCUGUUGUCAUGGUAUUGACACACUGUGUGUUGUAUUUGAGUGUGCAUUACUGUUUGAUAACUGUACACUUGAUUUUGGAUUUUCUUACUGAAGUUAUUUGUGUGACUACACCUUAGAUGUCAGUGGUGGAAAAAAUUACAGCUUGGGUCUGUGAUAGCUACAGAACAGUAUAUGAUUUACUCACCAGACAGACUUUAAGGUAAAUAUGGUGUUGUUCAUGCAAUGUGUUGAUGGAUACCUGUCUCACACAUUUUCAGCCAUGAAGCUAAUGCUCUCUUUCUAUUUUUGGAUUCUGCUUUGCACUGACUUUACUGUUCAGUCAGCAUGUUUGUUAUGUUACAAUUUUAACAUUUCAGCUGUCAGAUAGAAAAACAUGUAACUGCAGACAGUGAAAUAAGAAACAAGAUGUUUUGUGAAUAAUAAAAAAUAUCAAAAACAUUACAAUAGAGAACAUGAGCAUUCAAGGAUUAAAAGAAGAGUCAGUUACAUGUUUUCUGUCUGACAAUAAACAUGAGACUUUCAAAAAUACAACUGGUGAGUGUCAAGAAAAUAUUUAUUUUUCUUUUUACUUUUUGUACUUGAAGGAGGCUUUUGACAACUGUAAUGAUUCUAUUUUUGUAGAAAUGUAUAAAAGUUGCUAUUAAUAUACUGAAUUGUGUGUACAAUCUGCUAUUAUCAAACCUUUUGUCUCUAUUUAUCAUAAAUACAUGUGGUUCAGCAAAUGUUUCCUUCACACUGUUCUGCUAUGUUGAGAUGUCUGUGUUAAUAUAUCAGUGAUGAAAUAUUCACCUGCUACUUGUUUGCCUUUUGUUAAUUCACAGUUAUGAGGUAUCUACUUGAGUGGAGCCACAGUUUGUAAUGAGGGUUCGUCUCCCUACUCCUUAAUCAGACAGGACAAACUGAUUUUAGCUUGGUGUCAGAAAAAUCACAUAAAGGUUAUAAAAUCAGUCAGAAUGUAAAUUCAGUGCUGUCAAGUAAAACAGAUAUUGUCUUCAUAUUGGGAAAUUUGGGGAUUAGCUAGCUGGCUAGCUAGAUAGACUGAUACUGAGGGAAAUUCAGGUAUCCAGUA